Paramacrobiotus metropolitanus is the source of this 1441-nucleotide messenger RNA. RefSeq names its product atrial natriuretic peptide receptor 2-like. The transcript is spliced from 6 exons. The record is from RefSeq and is a predicted model, not a curated record. Gene Ontology annotation, molecular function: ATP binding; protein kinase activity; peptide receptor activity. Bases 7 to 1278 code for a protein of 423 amino acids. Gene Ontology annotation, biological process: cGMP biosynthetic process; protein phosphorylation; intracellular signal transduction. NCBI's taxonomy places the organism in Eukaryota, Metazoa, Tardigrada, Eutardigrada, Parachela, Macrobiotidae.
UCCUUUAUGCAUGACCUUUGCGAAGGAAUGAACUUUAUACACACUACCGUGUCUUCUUUCCAUGGAUAUUUAACCGGGUCAAAAUGCUUGAUCGAUAAACACUUCAUAUUGAAAAUCGGAGAAUUCGGCUGCGAAACCUUAGUUUCGCUAUUGGCCAACGAACACAUAAAAACAGCCAUACAUGUACCCGUCAAAAAAUUGUACUGGACAGCGCCGGAAAUGCUGAAUUACCAGAUGAUGCCCAAUCGUGCGACAGACGUGUACGCAGUCGGUGUGAUUCUGCUGGAGAUUUUGUCGUCAGAUUAUCCGUAUCCUGAUCCAGAGCAGGAAUGCAAAUGUCUGCUCGAAAAAAUCUCUUCAGGUGCUGUCACUCCUCUCACUAUUCAAAAGGACGAGAACAUACGUCGGCUGCGCCCUGAUUUGCUGGCUUGUCUGGAGUGGACCUUUCAUCUGGAUCCAAACAAACGACCGACCGUCGCGAAGCUUCUAAGAACGUUGUUGCGACAGGAAGAGAAUUUUUUUCCUGGGUCCAAACGCUCUGAUCGCCUUGUGGACCAGAUCAUGGAGCGAUUAAAUCGUUACGCUGCGGAACUGGAGGAUAGGGUCGCUAAGCAGACCAGCGAUCUGAUUAAGGAAAGAGCGCAAUGCGACACUAUACUGCGACAGAUUUUACCAGGUAACAUCGUUGAGAAAUUACGACGCUGUGAGCAUGUCGGUGCGGAAGUUUUCGACUCCGUCACUAUCAUGUUCUUCGACCUUUAUGGCUUCGAAGUGUCGAUUCACCAAAAACGUUUGACUGAUUUGAUGGAUCUGUUAAAUGCCGUCGAAAGUCAAACGGACAGCUGCGUCAAUGAUGUGGACGCGUUUAAAGUAGAAGCAAUAGGAGAUAACUUUAUGAUUGUAAGCGGUGCUCCCGUAUGUAACGGUAGCCGACAUGUCGGAGAGAUCUGUAAAUUAGCCAUAUCACUGCGCAGCAAGCUGGAGAAGCUGCUGGAGGGUCGUGAGAUGCAGUUGCGAAUGGGUCUGCAUUCUGGAUCCAUUGCCGCUGGAAUGGUUGGAUUUCGCAAGCCAAGAUACUGCUUAUUUGGUGACACGGUUAACACCGCAUCGCGCAUGAUGAGCCACGGACUUCCAGGAAAAACCCAGAUGACUGGAAUCGCGGCAGAUUUAUUGCGGAAGAGCUGCUCUCAGUUCAGGAUGAUUUCUCGUGGUGUUAUUAAAAUUAAGAAUAAGGAGCCGAUGGAGACGUUUUGGCUGCUAAAUGAACCAAGUUAUUGAAACUGGCGUUGUUGCAGUUCAUUGCGUGUACAUGAGUUGUUGCUCCCUUCAAUGUGCAAAUGCUAACUAUAACAGCAAUUGCACGUGCAAAUUAUGCCAAAUACCAGCUGUUGGGUGCGCGUAACAGCCGCCGCCGUAACUGGUUCCUGCUGUUUCAUUUUUG